Monoraphidium neglectum is the source of this 615-nucleotide messenger RNA. Its product is annotated as magnesium chelatase subunit H. NCBI's taxonomy places the organism in Eukaryota, Viridiplantae, Chlorophyta, Chlorophyceae, Sphaeropleales, Selenastraceae. Gene Ontology annotation, biological process: biosynthetic process. Gene Ontology annotation, molecular function: magnesium chelatase activity. The coding region runs from base 1 to 615 and encodes 204 amino acids. The record is from RefSeq and is a predicted model, not a curated record. Gene Ontology annotation, cellular component: chloroplast. The transcript is spliced from 6 exons.
AUGCUGGACGAUGGCUUCGAUGGCCCCAGCGGCAACAAGGGCCUGUUUACCAGCACCAACCCCGAGCUGCGCCGCGUGGUGCCGGACAAUGUGGCUGGCCGUGUGAAGGUGAAGGUGGUGUACACGGUGCUGGAGGCGCAGUACCAGUCGGCACUGUCCGCAGCUGUCAAGGCUAUCAACGCCAGCAACAAGACUGUGUGCUUUGAGAUCGUGGGCUACCUGCUGGAGGAGCUGCGCGACCCCGACAACUUUGCGUCCUUCAAGGAGGACCUGGCCAGCGCCAACGUCUUCAUCGGCUCCCUCAUCUUCAUCGAGGAGCUGGCCGAGAAGAUCGUGGAGGCCGUGGCCCCCGUGCGCGAGAGGAUGGAUGCGUGCGUGAUCUUCCCCUCCAUGCCCGCCGUGAUGAAGCUCAACAAGCUGGGCACCUUCAGCAUGGCGCAGCUGGGGCAGAGCAAGAGCAUGAUCGGGGAGUUCAUCAAGUCUGCGCGCAAGAACAACGACAACUUUGAGGAGGGCCUCCUCAAGCUGGUGCGCACCCUGCCCAAGGUGCUCAAGUACCUGCCCAGCGACAAGGCCCAGGACGCGCGCAACUUCGUGCAGUCGCUGCAGGCGUGA